AUGACCAAAAAGAAAAUUACGAAUACAGUACCACCAAGUGCCAAACACCCACAAAAAACCCCCUAUCGAACAAAAACCCCUAAAUUAAAGUAUUUCAAGUCCCAGUUUUCACGACUUCAAUUCUACAGAACAGAAACAAUGGCUUCUCUCUUCAAGGAUCUAACAAAGCUGUCAGCUUAUAGAGACAGGAGGUUUCCUGGUAAUCAAGAAGAGUUUGAACAUGCACUUCAAACCUCAACAACUGUCUACAUUGGUAACAUGUCUUUUUAUACCACUGAAGAGCAAGUUUAUGAGCUUUUCUCUCGAGCUGGAGAGAUUAAGAAGAUAAUCAUGGGUUUGGACAAGAAUAGUAAAACCCCAUGUGGAUUUUGUUUUGUACUAUAUUACUCCAGAGAAGACACAGAAGAUGCGGUGAAGUUUAUAAGUGGAACCAUUCUUGAUGAUCGUCCAAUUCGUGUGGAUUUUGAUUGGGGUUUUCAGGAAGGAAGGCAAUGGGGUCGUGGUCGAAGUGGUGGACAGGUGCGAGAUGAAUAUCGGACAGACUAUGAUCCUGGCAGAGGUGGUUAUGGAAAAUUAGUCCAGCGAGAGUUAGAAGUACAAAGACAGCUUGUAGAUUAUGGUGCUGGGUCAUUGGGUUCUUUCCCUGCGGUUAUGCCGCCACCUCAUUUUGGCAGGCGUGGUGGAGGCCAGAAUUAUGGUAGUUCCAAUCGCCAGGGUAGAGAUUACCUUCAGCGGAAGCGGAACAGAGAGGAUGACCGACAACCACGUGAAUCUUCAAAGAGAACCUCAGAUCAUGAAUCCAGGAGGAACUUUGAUCCUGACUCACGACCGGAGAAGAAUCCACGAUUUCGAGAAAGCACCAACUCUGAUGAUGAAGAGGAAGAUGACAGACAGCAACGACCUUAAUCAGUUCUUAUUGCUGUAUUAUGUACUGUGAAGUUUAUGGAAUAGGACUUUGCAGUGAUGACAAUGCUUUCCAAGGAUCAAAUGUUAUUGUUGCAGCUAACAACUUUGUCUUGUUCUUAGUUUCUGCAACAAAGUUGCUAACAACCUUACUCUGUCUUAGUUGUAACUUCAUAGUUUAUACAGUGUUGAUUUUUGAGUUCA
Molecule: messenger RNA, 1107 nt
Organism: Populus nigra (black poplar)
Lineage: Eukaryota; Viridiplantae; Streptophyta; Magnoliopsida; Malpighiales; Salicaceae
Product: nuclear cap-binding protein subunit 2-like
Exons: 8
Coding region: 1-906 (301 amino acids)
Biological process (GO): mRNA cis splicing, via spliceosome
Cellular component (GO): nuclear cap binding complex
Molecular function (GO): RNA cap binding
Source: RefSeq, a predicted model, not a curated record